Messenger RNA from Clupea harengus (Atlantic herring), 1659 nucleotides. It is a transcript of the gene sec16a, whose product is annotated as protein transport protein Sec16A-like. Bases 55 to 1644 code for a protein of 529 amino acids. Lineage: Eukaryota; Metazoa; Chordata; Actinopteri; Clupeiformes; Clupeidae. The transcript has 7 exons. The record is from RefSeq and is a predicted model, not a curated record. Gene Ontology annotation, biological process: Golgi organization. Gene Ontology annotation, cellular component: ER to Golgi transport vesicle membrane; endoplasmic reticulum exit site.
UCCUCUGCAGCCAAUCAGAUCCAGCCUUCAAAUUAUGAGCUCCUUGAUUUCUCUAUGCACCAAUCUGUAAGCUCCAAUCAGGCGCCGGCUCCGCCUCUGCCGCAGCUGGCCAAUCCAGCAGCGCAGGUGGGUAAUGCUCCCGGUUCCGGUUUCUACCUGCAGGUAACCAAAGAUGCCCAGCAGGGUACGCAAGGAGAGGGCGACGCUACCGCCACACCGGAGCGCGCCCAUCUACCGAGCGUGCCCACGGGUGUUGCCCAGCCAUCCGCCGCAGCCUCCGCUCAGCAGCCCCUCCCACGGACAUCCUCAGCCACAGCCAUGCCCUCAGCAGUGCCCGCAGUGGUGCCAGUGGCCGUGCCCACCCCUCUCCCUGAACCUUACCCUGUCAUGCCUCCUCCAGCCAUGCCUCCUCCCUCUAUGCUUCCUCCUUCUAUGUAUCCUCCUCCUGCUGUUGCUGCCCCCCCUGGAGGCCCUCUUCCCCUGCCCCAUCCCCAACCCCAACCCUCACCCCACGGCGACCCUGCCCGUCCUCCAUCGGUGGCGGGAGGAGUUCCACCCUAUGGGGCUCCCCUUCCUCCUCCAGGGCCCGGCCCCGCAGGGUACUAUGGCGCCGGCUACCCAGAGUAUUACGACGGCAGAGCACCAUACAUGCCAACCUAUCCGGUGCAGGACCCCCGAGCCCAGCCAUAUCAACAGGAUGACCCAUAUCGCAGGGCUGACCCGCGGUACAAUCGGUAUGAGGCCGAGAGGCAACCUGAAAGACCCAGCUCCCGCUCAAGCCAGUACUCAGAGAGGUCGCACUCCAGCCGACAGGGCUAUGAAGACUACCAGCCCCCCGCUCGUACUGCCCAAGAUGAUUACUAUGCAGAUUACUACAAGAAGCAGUAUGAUUAUGGAGCAGCACAAGCAGCAGCAGCAGCAGCAGCAGCCUCAGCAGCAGCAGAUCGGAGUCGUUGGUAUGAUCCCAAUGCCGCCGGCUAUGACCCUCGCUACAGGGCAUACUAUGAUCAGGCCUCCUAUAACUGGUACAACUACAACCCCGAGGCCUAUCGCAGAGGAGAAGCUCCGAACUACAGCUACCCCUACGGUCAACAGUACGUGAACAGGCGGGAGGGUUAUGACGACCCAUAUCGUUACUACCCCGGUUACGACAUGAGCUUUGAAGAGGACUACCGGCGGCAGCGCGACCCCUACGCCGACGAGUUCGACCGCCGGAGCGUAGGCAGCGAGCGCUCCUCCCACAGCGUGCACUCGCACAGCGAGCACACCCACAGCCGCCGAAACAGCUUCAGCUCACACUCGCAGCAGAGUCAGGUGUACAGGAGCCAACCUGACCUGGUUGCCGCGGCCUACGACCCAACAGCGUCAGGCUUGCCCCUGGACUACUCCAGCUACAGUCAGUAUCCCACGCAGCAGGAGUACACCGACACAAACAGCUGGCCAGCCGUGGAGCAACCACCCCCACGACCUCUGACACCAGAGAAGUUCUGUGUCCCCCAUCGCUGCGCGCGGUUUGGUGCCGCCGGUCAGCUGAUCAUCGUCCAGCCCAACAUGCCUUCCGCUGGGCAGCCGGCCCUUAUUGAAGUGCACAACAUGGAGGUAAACAUGACCUCUGACCCUCUUCAUCCCUUGCUGAGCUCAUGAUCUUGUUAACGGUUG